Cyclocybe aegerita is the source of this 1893-nucleotide messenger RNA. The record is from the annotation of a GenBank genome assembly. Lineage: Eukaryota; Fungi; Basidiomycota; Agaricomycetes; Agaricales; Hemipholiotaceae.
UAUGUCGAAAGCAAGGUCAGGUUUAGGCAGCGUCAAACGCGACUGGUCGUCUAAUGACGUGCUUCACGAGCCUUGCUCAUCGCAAGAGAUCGCGUGGCCACCAACGCAAGCCCCGCAACCGGCUGCACCGCCUAGAAAGCUGACAGGCUCAGAACUGCGGCUGAAAGCGAUCCAAGAGGCUCUCGCAGGAUAUCCCCCUGCUGUUCCGCCACCACUCGCGAAAUCGUCUAUUCAAAACAAACGUGCAAGUCCCACCGCCCAGCUUGCUGCUGAACCCCAACCUAAACGAGCUCGCCAGCUGCCCCCUGAUUGGCCAGGAACCGACGCGUUAUCGAAGCCGAGUCUGUCAGCAAAACCUCCUUCAGGCUAUUCGCGAACCAAUUCGAAGUCGACGUUUAACUCUCCUGCGAGCUCUUCGGGGACCAGCGCGCCGAAGAAGAUUGCUCCGGUUUUCCUGAGCCAGGAGCAGACACAGAUAUUGAAGCUCGUUCAGGAUGGAGACAGCGUGUUUUAUACGGGAUCUGCUGGAACUGGAAAAUCUGUGCUGUUGCGCGAGAUUAUCAAGACCCUGCGGAAGAAGUAUGCCAAGACCCCCGACGCGGUGGCCAUAACUGCAUCUACCGGUAUUGCUGCUUGCAAUAUUGGCGGUGUGACAAUCCACUCCUUUGCUGGCAUCGGGUUGGGCAUCGAACCUGCAGAAGACCUGGUCGUUAGAAUAAAAAAGAACAAGAAGUCAGUGACCCGGUGGAAUAGAACCAAGGUCUUGAUCGUGGACGAAGUGUCCAUGGUUGAUGGCGAUCUUUUCGACAAACUAGAAAGGAUCGCCACCAUCCUUCGGAAGGCCGAACCAUUUGGUGGCAUCCAGCUCAUCGUGACAGGCGAUUUCUUCCAACUUCCACCAGUUACCAAAGGCGUUCAACAAGUCAAAUUCGCCUUUGAGGCCGAGACGUGGAGGAAAACCGUGCAACAUACUUUCAACCUUACGAAGGUCUUCCGUCAAAGUGAUCAGGCUUUCGUGGACAUGUUGAAUGAGAUGCGGUUUGGAAAUCUCUCUCAAAAGUCCAUCCAAUCUUUCAAGAGCCUUUCACGAGAGAUCGAAUACGAUGACGGCCUUGGCCCUACAGAACGAUUCCCAAGGAGAGAAGACGUCGAGCGAUCCAACUCUACCCGCAUGUCCCGCCUGCGCACCACUGAAGAAACCUUCGCCUCCAUCGAUGGCGGGUCCAUCACCGACCCGAACCAGCGCGAGAAGAUGCUCUCCAACUUUAUGGCGCCCUCCCGGCUCGUCCUCCGGGUCGAUGCACAAGUCAUGCUCAUCAAAAACGUCGACGAGACGCUCGUCAAUGGGAGCAUGGGUCGGGUCCUCCGGUUCGUCGACCCGGCGAUCUACGGCACCGAGCUUGAUACGGAGCUCAUGGCUGGUGGUGGCCCUGGAGGAGGGAUGGAUGCAGGUGUGGUUGGUGCCUCAGCGUCGAAUUCUGGUGUGGGUGGGGAUAAGAAGAAGAAUGGGGCACCUGCGGCGGGUGUGAGGAAUAAGCCGUAUCCUGUUGUUGAGUUCAUGCUGCCCAAUGGAGGCAGGCGUCGUGUGCUUGUCAUGCCGGAAGUGUGGAAGGUCGAGCUCCCAAGUGGGGAGGUGCAAAUUAGCAGGACGCAGCUGCCCUUGAUCCUCGCCUGGGCGAUGAGCAUACAUAAGUCUCAAGGACAGACGCUGGAUCGUGUCAAGGUGGACCUUGGCAAAGUUUUCGAGAAAGGCCAAGCAUAUGUUGCCCUUUCCCGUGCAACAACUCUCCAGGGUCUCCAGGUACUCAACUUCGAUCCGAACAAGGUACAAGCCCAUCCCAAAGUCGUCCAAUGGAGCAAGACGCUCAAAACCAUUUCCAACGACGAUGAUUG